Molecule: messenger RNA, 1200 nt
Organism: Sporothrix schenckii 1099-18
Lineage: Eukaryota; Fungi; Ascomycota; Sordariomycetes; Ophiostomatales; Ophiostomataceae
Product: methyltransferase type 12
Exons: 1
Coding region: 1-1200 (399 amino acids)
Molecular function (GO): methyltransferase activity
Source: RefSeq, a predicted model, not a curated record
AUGGACGGCAUCAACGAUACGGCCGACACGGCCGACGCCGCCAGCUUUAUCGAACCGGCGUCGGCCUCCGACGACAACGCCUCCAUCGGUACCACCGACCACCUCGCCAUCACCUCCGACUACGAUCCCACUCUCCACCACCACCGCACCGCCACCAGCACCACCGCCGGCGCCUCGCUCGUCGGCUCCCUCACCGACAGCGUCACCGAACACGUCUUUGAAAACGGCCGCCGCUACCACCGCUACAAGUCCGGCCGCUACCCCAUCCCCAACGACGACAUGGAGGCCAGCCGCGAAAACGUGCGCAACGCCUUGUUUUCGGAACUUCUCGGCGGCCAGCUGCACCUGGCGCCCCUCGCGCGGCCGCAGCACAUCAUGGACGUCGGCACCGGGUUCGGCGACUGGGCCGUCGAGGCCGGCGACCGCUACCCGUCGGCCCGCGUCGUCGGGCUGGACCUGUCGCCCAUCCAGUCCGUGUGGAUCCCGCCCAACGUCGAGUUUGUCGUCGACGACGUCGAGGACAAUGCCUGGAUCCACGGCAGCGACGUGGACUUUUUCCAUUUCCGCAUGGUGGCCGUCGUCCUCAAAGACCCGGCCGCCGUGGCCCGCACCGCCUUUGCCAACCUCCGCCCGGGCGGCUGGAUCGAGUUUCAGGAAGUGUACCCGCGCAUCGCCUGCCAGGACGGUGACGAUGACGGCGGCGGCGGCGACGACGACAACAACAACAACAACAACAACAACAGCACGCGUCCUCCCGGCGCCGGUGACGACUACGUCGUCGCCCGCUUCUACCGCCUGGCCGCCCGCGUGCUGCGCCGCCGCUACGGCUGGGACCUGUUUGCCGCCGGCCACCUGCCGCGCCAGCUGCAGGACAUUGGCUUUGUCCGCGUCCAGCGCCGCGUCUGCCACGUCCCCAUCGGCUACUGGCCCAAGGACCCGCGGCGCAUGCAGCAGGCCUUUCUGCUCGAGGAGACGCUGACCGAGUUCAUGGCGGCCAUGCAGGCGAAGCCCUUCAGCGGCGGCAUCGACCUGGCGGCCGACGAGGGCGAGGACGGCGGCGCGCGUGUCGUCAUGUCCGCCGACGAGGUCGACGCGCUGUGCCACGAGGUCCGCGCCGCCCUGCGCGCCAAGCACGUCCAUGCCUACAUUCCCUUUCACUUCAUCUGGGCCCAGAAGCCAGAGCAGCCGCCCAGUGGCUGA